CCAACUCGCUAAUACCCAAUGAUUAUGGUAGACAUUGUACUAUAGCAUUAAGGCGCGAGGUGAAGUGUGCGUUACAACGUUCGUGUAUAAGCAUGGAUAGUCGUGUCGAAUUGUACGAAGAAGUCAAGCUUUAUCGUACUGCACGUGAAAGAGAGAAGUAUGACAAUCUUGCAGAACUUUAUGCUGUUAUCAAUACAAUGCAGUGUUUACAGAAAGCGUACAUAAAGGAUUAUGUCGAAUCAAAAGAAUAUACUGCUGCUUGCUCAAAGCUUCUUGUGCAAUACAAAGCUGCAUUCAAGCAAGUUCAAGGAGAUGAGUUCGCCACUGUAGAGGAUUUCAUGCGAAAAUAUAAGAUGGACUGUCCAGCUGCUCUAGAGCGUAUUAAGGAAGGAAGGCCAAUAACUAUUAAGGACGAUAAGCAGAAUGUGAACAAAUGUAUAGCUGAUACUGUUUCUCUGUUUAUUACGAUUAUGGAUAAGUUGCGAUUGGAAAUCCGUGCAGUUGAUGAAAUCCAUCCAGAUCUUCGAGAGUUAUACGAGACUAUUUGUCGACUGAGCAUCUUACCUUCUGAUUUUGAAGGUAAAGAUAAAGUUAAAGUUUGGCUAGAUAAAAUGGAUCAAAUGCAAGCUUCUGAUGAAUUAUCUGAAGCUGAAGUACGUCAAAUGCUUUUUGAUUUAGAUUCGUCAUACAACGCCUUCAAUCGAACGUUGCAUUCUGGUCAAUGAAUUAGUAUUUUGGCUGCCACUGAUGAUGGUCUGUUAAUCUAUAAAGUGUAUAAAAUAAAUGUUUUGUCAAAAUGGAUUUUUAUACAUUAUUUCUAUGAUGUAAUGAGUAAAAUUUGAUUUAAAACAUGCCAUCGUGUGGAGCUUUUAAUGUAUACUGUUUAAUAAACAACUUGGAGAUGUUA
Molecule: messenger RNA, 907 nt
Organism: Heterobilharzia americana
Lineage: Eukaryota; Metazoa; Platyhelminthes; Trematoda; Strigeidida; Schistosomatidae
Source: the annotation of a GenBank genome assembly